AUGGCGUCGCUCGGCGUGGGGCUGCAUCUCAUCCGCAAGCGGGGAGCGGGCAGGAGCGCCGCGGUGGAGAGGAGGAACCUGCUCACUGUGUGCAGGUUUUCAGUGAAGACGCUGCUGGACCGCUCCUGUUUUGAGACAAUAGACGACUCCUCUCCAGAGUUCAUCAACUUUGUCUCCAUCCUGGAGCACAUCCUCAGUCAUCGACUCAAAGGUCAGACCACUUGGUUUGGCUAUGAGAGUCCUCGGAGUUUCUGGGAUUACAUAAAAGCUGCAUGCAGCAAAGUCCCUCAUAACUGCAUCCGAAGCAUCGAGAGCAUGGAGAACGUGCGCUCGUCGAGAGCUAAAGGCAGGGCGUGGAUCAGAGUGGUCCUGAUGGAGAAAAGAUUAUCAGAAUACAUCUCAUCUGCACUGAGGGACUUCAAAACCACCAGGAGGUUUUACGAGGAUGGAGCAAUCAUACUGGGGGAGGAGGCCGGGCUGUUAGCAGACACACUCAUCGGACUCAACACCAUUGACUUCAGCUUCUGUCUGAAGGGGGAGGGUGUGGACGGCAGCUGCCCCGCUGUGAUUGACUACACGCCUUACCUGAAGUUCACUCAGAGCGCGGACAGCAUCAGCAGUGACGAGGAGGAGAUGAGGACGAUGGGGAGCAGCGGCAGCGAGAGCAGCACCCCCGACAAAAUGGCCACCGCCGCCUCCAUCUUCACCGAGCAGAGCAACUUGGUCAGCAAGUGCAAACGCUUUGAGCAGAAGUAUCGCCUGGCGCUGGAGCAGAAGGGUUACCUGGAAGAGCUGGUCCGUCUCCGAGAAGCCCAGCUGUCAGAGGCGGUGUCCAGUAACAAAGCUCUUCAGCAGAGCCUAGCAGACACACACCUCACCCACACACUGGAGAAAGAACAGCUUGAGUACAUCAUACUGGAACUACAGGACCAGCUGACGGUGCUGAAGAACAACGAUUUGCGGUCCAGACAAGAGUUGACGGCCCAUCUGACCAAUCAGUGGCCAUCUCCCGUUGCCUUGGAUGCCAACGCCGUUGCCUUGGACACGCUGCUGUACAGGAAGAGCACAGGACAGUGGGAGGAGAAGAGUUUCCAGAGUCUGGAGCAGCUGUCGGCAGACAUGAGCCUCUCCCAGACGUCUCUCGAACCGUCACACACACUGAGUCUGGAGGCCAGGCCGGCCGGCGCACACUGGCCCCGCCAAGGUAAAGAGGAAACUCCGUCUCUAAGAGGUCUGUGUGGCUCCCUGACCUCGGUUGCGAGCUACAAGUCUCUGGCCAGUCUGAAGUCCAGCGAGUGUUUGGCCAGUCCUGCAACAGAGGUCAGCAGCCCAGGCAUCACUCCUUCGUAG
Chelmon rostratus (copperband butterflyfish) is the source of this 1350-nucleotide messenger RNA. It is a transcript of the gene rundc3b, whose product is annotated as RUN domain containing 3b. The transcript has 11 exons. Lineage: Eukaryota; Metazoa; Chordata; Actinopteri; Chaetodontiformes; Chaetodontidae. Bases 1 to 1350 code for a protein of 449 amino acids. The record is from RefSeq and is a predicted model, not a curated record.